AUGGAGUAUAUGUCCUCCCUGCAGAAUGAGUUUGAUGAUUUCAAACCGUCGUUGUUCGAAAUUCUCUCGGAGCAACAGCUGUCUGCCCUCCUCCCGCCCUCCCUCCGCUACAUCCUCGCUGUAGCCACACACCGACACCCCCGCUACCUCCUCCGCGCCCUCAACUCCUUCGAUGAGCUCUACACCCUCCUCUCUCUCCUUGUCGAACGCUACUACCUCCUCACAUUUGGCGGCUCCUUCACAGAAAACUUCUACUCGCUGAAACGCGAGCGUGUCCUCGCGACAAAAAGUGGUGAAAUCCCACGCGCCCAGCUCGGCGCUGCGGCCCCUGUGCGUGAAACACUCAAACUUCGCUCGUCAGAUAUAUGGAAGAACCUGGCGGUGAUGGUUGGGAUUCCGUAUCUGAAACGCAAGCUGGAUGAAGGGUAUGACAUCCACGCUGCUCCGCAUGCUGCGCUGGCCGCCAGCGGAGGAGGACCACGGUAUCAACCUGACGCCGAUCUCCCGCACAAUCCUACCGUGCGCCAAAGGCUGAUGCACUAUUACAAAUGGUUCCUGAGAAACGUCUACCCGUCGGUGAACGCAGCGUAUUACUUUGCCAUCCUGGCCUUCAAUCUGGCCUAUCUAUUCGGGAACACGAAAUACUCCUCUCCAUUCCUGUGGCUGAUAGGCACGCGGAUACGGCGGCUGGGACCCGCAGAUCACGCUGCAAUAGAGCUAGCUAUGCAGCCUCCAAAGGCGAAGUCGAAUACUCCCGCCACCCGCCCGGGUGGUGCGAUAAGUUUCCUAAGUCCGCAAAACAUAUACCCUCAUCUCCUAGGACCGUUAAAAUUCUUUCUCCCAACCUCCAUUUUCGCCUUAAAGUUUCUGGAAUGGUGGCAUGCGAGCGAUUUCUCACGACAACUCGCUCGCAAAGCGACAGAGGCAAUCGACCUGCCCGCCCCGGUCGUUUCGGGCAUGAUAUCGCCCAAAGCAGCGACAGCGUCUGCACUUGCUGGCAAAGGACAAAAGGCAGUUACGAGUUCCUCUGAAAACCUUGCGCAGUCACAAACACAUACCCGGAGAUUUCCUAGCCCUCCCAUAUCUUCCACAUCAUACCUCCCCAUCUUCACUGUGCCAUUACCCCCCAUCGACCCCGCUGCUACAUCAGAUCCUACCGCUGUUGCCACACAAUCGCCUUGUCCCAUAUGUCUUCAUCCGCUCAAUAACCCAACUGCCUGCCAGACCGGGUAUGUCUUUUGCUACAGCUGUAUAUUCCGUUGGAUCAAAGGGGAGCAUGAGAGGCAGCUUGACUUUAUGAAUGGGGAGGGGGCAGAGUGGGGGGAUGAUGAGGAUGAAGAGAAGAAUAAGGAGGAAGGAGAGCAAACCGGUUCUAGUCGUGUUGGAGGUACGGAGAAGGGAAUAGCUGCCGCAGGCACUAGGAGUCGGGUUGGGAGAUGGGAAAGUGGGAAAGGGAGGUGUGCGGUUACGGGACGAAAGGUGUUGGGGGGUUCGGAGGGGUUGAGGCGGGUGCUUGUUUAA
Paracoccidioides brasiliensis Pb18 is the source of this 1521-nucleotide messenger RNA. Its product is annotated as ubiquitin-protein ligase peroxin 12. The record is from RefSeq and is a predicted model, not a curated record. Gene Ontology annotation, cellular component: peroxisomal importomer complex; peroxisomal membrane. The coding region runs from base 1 to 1521 and encodes 506 amino acids. Gene Ontology annotation, biological process: protein import into peroxisome matrix; protein monoubiquitination. Gene Ontology annotation, molecular function: ubiquitin-protein transferase activity; zinc ion binding; protein binding. The transcript is spliced from 2 exons.